AUGGGCAACACGGCCUCGGUCGAGGAGCUGGGGAGGGGCCGGAGAACAUCUCACAAGCUAUCCAAGCCCCGAACUGGCAAUCCUGAGACAACAACGACUAACAAGCUGUUGAGUCCCGUGGGACAGCCCAACCCGAGGCGGCGCUUUUCCACCUCGAGAACAACUUCCCUUCCAUAUGGCACAUCUCCUGCUCCGGACCCAUAUUCAACGUGGCUUUCUCCAGCAGACAUGAGCGCCGCCGAGGCAACCUCCACCUCUGGAGAUGACCAGCCAGAAAUCAAGACGCGCUCCAGAUCUCGGUCCAUUACUCGCGCCGCCAACGCCAUCUUUCGUUCAAGGUCUUCACAGACACCUCACGGUUCAAGGCGGCAGCAGCAAGGCAGUGUUGGACGGCAGACACCUUCUCAGAGUGCAUUGCCAAGUAGAGCCAACUCCAUGAUCAUUGGAGCUUCUGAGUCGUCUUAUACGCAGUUCAACUCUUCGAGCUGGCAGGCUUCUGGCUCUCGUACUUCGGCAGCAUAUGAUCUCAACUCGUACGAAGCCAAGCGGCUCUUGAAUUUGGUCGAGGAACCGUCUGGUGAGAACAACUCAAUCGUAUCAGACAGCCAAUUCCAGGUUAGGGAGCUGGCAGUCAGAGAUUCCAUUGCACUGUCAUUAGCGGACGCGCCCCCGGCGGGUGGUAGUAUAGCCAGAGCUAACUCGGACAUUUCAAUGUAUGCGCCCAUGCGAAGACGGUCGCUUUUGGUUACACCAGGACUCGCUACACGAAGGCCAGAGCCAUCGAGAGGUUCACGGAACGCAAGGGCCAGAUUUAGUCUGCCUUCUACCCCAGCACGUCGGGAUUCUUUCGAGUCUGCGGGUGACAUGUUUUCUAUCCCCGUACCCACCAUUGAUCCCCAGUCGAUACCUCGUGCGUCAACACCAUGCGACGACGAUUAUGGGCAUAUUGGAGCUUUCAAGUUGGGAAGUUUGCGUAUCACAAACGGCAGCCCCGUGGCUAGCCCCUUGAGCGACCUGGAGCCGUCUCAGAGUGGCUAUUUCGGUGAUUUAGCAUAUCGGAGCCCCGGUGUCGAGUAUUUUGAACGCCAUCUUAGAGUGAGAAAUCACACGAGGACAAGUUCGCUGGAGAGUGCAAGUCAUGCCAUGGAUAUUCCCAGGUCAAUCCCAAACAACGCCCAUCUUCGUUCGAUUCAGACAGCGCCACAAAUUUUCCUGCAAGAAAGUAGCAUGCCGGAACUGCCAAAAUCGCCUCACUAUCUGCCACAUGUCGACCUCAGCCCUCCAGUCAUCGAAGCACCAGAUGCGCAUCCUACCGGUUUACAGACUACUAGUAAGCAUUCUGCUUUGGAGGACAACUUAUUCCAAGAUGAGCAGGAGGAGAUUCUGCAACCCGAAGUCUUGGAUGUACGCGUGGAUCUCAACGCCAAGUCCUUGCCACCACGCCCUCGUCUGAUAUCAGAAGGCAGAACGCCGCGUGCCAUGAUGAGAUCGGACAGUGGCGUAGCAGCCACUCCAAUCUCAGAGCACCCGCAUGGGGCAGGAGCACUGUCAAAGAGCGAUUCCGGCUACAGCUCGAAUAUAUCUCUUCGUUCGUUCUCUGCCAAGCCACCGGUCCCUGAAAAAGAAGAGUCUCCAGCCCAGCCAAUCGAUGUUCCGCCACAGACGCCUGCAAAAGAUUCUUUCCCGGUUGAAUUGGGCAUGGGGGCCGGAAAUGAUGACAUGAACGCACAAAGCGCUACACCCAAGACGAGCAAACCAGUGGCCCCUCCUGUUCCUCGGAAGGAUUUGCCCGUUAGUGACGACUCUACUCCUACGAUGGUCUUGCCUAUCAGCACGAAAGUGGCGGAAUUCUUUGGAGAAAGAGCCUUUGUGAUUGAGCAAAAAACGUUGCGAGAUACAGCGAGGAGUGGACAAGACCAACCAGAUAGCCUCCGCGGCUCUCUUGACCUACCGCCUCUAAGCCCGUCGGGCUCUGUGCCUUCUACUACGUCCUCCUCGAAUGGUAGCAAUGGGGCUCGCAAACCCGGAAAGCUUGAGAGGUUGAUUAGCAAUGCACGCAAACCGCUUGCGAUCCACGUGACACAGCCUCCAGAGAAAGACAGCGCCACUGCCGCCUCUAGACACGAUAGGGAAGAACAAGGUGGUCAUGGCGGAGGGUUUUCGAAAUCGUUGAAGCGACUCGCAUUGAAGCCAGUGUCUAGCAGAGCGACAUUAGGAACCAUUUACAGCGUUGGCAGCGCCGAAGCUCGUGAGGAAGAGCCGCCACUACCUUCCGUGCCAACAGUGGUGUCGAAUGCUUUGGAAGUCAAGGGCGGAAGACCCAACGGGAUCGCUGGUCCGAGACCACUUCCACGCAAGCCUCUACCCAUUCGUAAGAAUUCAAUCGACAGGGGGCAGCACUUGCCCACCUUGACGAGUACGCGGGACGAGCCUCUAUCGCCGUCCUCACUGGAGGUUGCUUCAGCCACAUCAAUGUCACCUCGUUCGUGGGAGCCGCAAAGCCCAACGUUUAGAAACACGGAUCGCGGCCCCAUAGACAAUGUGCCGUCUUCGCCCGUCAACGAAACAGACUCGCACCCCAAGGCAAGAUAUGCUCCACCAGUCAGUAUGAAGACACGAACACAAGCCUCGAUCCGCAUUGUGCCCCCUUCGAGGUCAAAGUCAACUCCACCAGUUGCCAGGCAAACCUCUCCAGCACCGCCGCUCCCCCGAAAGGCUAGUAGGGAGAAUAUGCAAUACCACCCUCCCAACAAGCCGUCCUUAUCCCGGAGAUCAAGUCGCGAGAGUGUGCAUAGCUAUCCACCUGCCCAGCUGCACUACGAGAGCCUAGACUAUCACAUGGCCACCUCAAUGUCCGAGGAAAUUGGUCUUCAUUACUUGGCCAACGUCCAGGCGAGGAACACCACUUAUCGUCAACCUGACUGGCAAGUCAAGACUGGCCAUGAGAUACCUUCGGAAAGGUCGUCCCUGGACCAAAGUCGCCAGAACUCGCUGCCGAGUUCAAGCAACUACUAUAAUUCUGGAAGACAAGAAUUCAAGCCACGGUUACAAAACACAAAGACUCCUGUCAGACCGUCUGCAGAUGCAGUCCGAAGACUAUCGAGCUAUGGUAGCCAUGGCCGCCAGCAAGACCGGACGGCUGUGCACGGUGUUCAUCACGAGAGUUACCAGACUCAUGUUGUCUCUGGUGCACAACCAUCACACGGCGACGCACCUGGUGCCGCAAUUGAUCCCUGGGCUGGCAGAACGAUGAUACCGAAAUCGUUGGACCAGCAACCCCGCAAUCCACCACACGUGCCUCGCGGCCAUUCCAGAACACAUAGUCUGGGAAGCCAUGGUAGCAAUGCACCGCCUUAUAGGAUAUUGCACAGCUACAACUCCCCAGCCUACAGAAACGCUCCCAUUUGGGGUUAA
Molecule: messenger RNA, 3414 nt
Organism: Pestalotiopsis fici W106-1
Lineage: Eukaryota; Fungi; Ascomycota; Sordariomycetes; Amphisphaeriales; Sporocadaceae
Exons: 2
Coding region: 1-3414 (1137 amino acids)
Source: RefSeq, a predicted model, not a curated record